Molecule: messenger RNA, 510 nt
Organism: Colletotrichum graminicola M1.001
Lineage: Eukaryota; Fungi; Ascomycota; Sordariomycetes; Glomerellales; Glomerellaceae
Product: acetyltransferase
Exons: 1
Coding region: 1-510 (169 amino acids)
Molecular function (GO): acyltransferase activity, transferring groups other than amino-acyl groups
Source: RefSeq, a predicted model, not a curated record
AUGGACUUCAGCAUCAGGCCUGUCACAGUCGAUGACAUCACUGAAAUUGCAGAGCUCACCAAAAGAGCACGUGUUGAAAUGUUCCCUCAUAUGGAUCCAACAUGGCGCGCACAAAGGGCCGAACACGACUCGGCGACUUUCCAGCUGACCUUCAUCGACCAUCCGCAAGGGGCGUACCUCGUCGCCCGCUCAGGAGGCAAGCUGGUCGCAACUAUUGGCUACCAGGACUAUGACCAUCGUCACCAAUUGAGUUUGGAGACGGAGGGCAUCGUCGAAGUUGUGAGGCUGUAUGUCGAUCCUGAUUGGCGCCGCGGCGGACUUGCAUCGAAAAUGGUCGCUUCUUUGGUGGAAAUCGCGGAAGAGGCAGGCGUACGGCAGUUGUAUCUGCAUACACACCCUUUUCUUCCGGGGGCAAUCCAGUUUUGGACACGGCAGGGAUUUACUCUCCUCCGAGUGGAUGUGGAUGACAAAGUAUGGCAAACAACCCACAUGGGUAGAACCCUGAAGUAG